CCCUCCCCGCCGCUGCCUGCGGGAGUGGGAAUAAAGACAGAUAGCGGGGCAGGCACCGGCCGGGCGGGCGGGACGGAGCGCGCACAAAGUUUCCUGCGGAACCCGCGGGCGGCGGCAACGAUGCCCGUGCUGCGCGGAGCGCUGGGGCUGCGCGGGCGCCGCCGGCCUUAGGGGAGCGAGAGCGGCGCGGGGCGCGGCAGCGAGCCCCCGGCCCGUCCUCUCCUCCGGGCGGCCAGGAGGAAGCGCCCCGGGUAGGGACGGGAGAGCGGCACUGCCGGAGCGCGGGGAGGGGGACCGGCACCGCGGGGCCAGCCGCGCCGGCGGAGCCGGAGGGAAAGAUGAGCUUGUUGUCAACCAUCGACACCAGCGCCGCGCCCGUGUACCAGCCCGCCCAGCUCCUCAACUGGGUCUAUCUCUCGCUGCAAGACACGCACCAGGCCAGCGCCUUCGAUGCCUUCAGACCCGAGCCCUCCUCGUCCCAGCACCCCGACCUCGGCUACACCAAGAGCACCCCGGAGCUGGGCUCCUCACUCAGCUCCAGCUAUCUCAACAGCUUCUUUCAGCUCCAGCGGAGCGAGGCUCUGAGCAGCAGUCUCUACAAGAGUGCAUCACCUUAUGGCUCCCUUAACAACAUUGUGGAUGGGUUAAGCUCCCUAACCGAGCAUUUCUCUGACCUAUCCCUUUCUUCAGAAGCCAGAAAACCCAGCAAGAGGCCACCUCCUAACUACCUGUGCCACCUCUGCUUUAACAAGGGACACUACAUCAAAGACUGCCCCCAGGCUCGUCCAAAAGGAGAAGGCCUGACACCAUACCAGGGCAAGAAACGCUGCUUUGGUGAAUAUAAGUGCCCCAAAUGCAAGAGAAAAUGGAUGAGUGGAAACUCCUGGGCUAACAUGGGACAAGAAUGUAUCAAGUGCCACAUUAAUGUUUAUCCUCACAAACAGAGACCCCUGGAAAAGCCAGACGGCCUGGAUGUGUCAGACCAGAGCAAAGAACACCCUCAGCAUCUGUGUGAGAAGUGCAAAGUCUUGGGCUACUACUGCCGCCGUGUGCAAUAAACCUUCAACGUGGCCUCUUCCCGUCCCCAUCAUCCUGAGAGAUUCUCUGGCAGCAUGCCAUCAACAGCAGCACAACAGACCAAGAUUAAAGCUAAAAUAAUUGCCAAUAUUGCCUAUCUAAUAAUAUGCCUUACCAUUAAUAGAAUGUAACAUUUCUCGUGUGCAUGUGCAUGCAUGCAAUAGGUAUUUACAGGACUAUGAUUUGUAUACAUAUAUAUGUAAAUUUAUAUAUGUACACACAUAAGGUGUUACUGAUGAUGUUCACGACAGAACUACAGUUACAGGUUCUGCUGAUUGUUUACAGAGACCCUAUAUCACAGCCAGGUGAAAUGAAGUACUUUUCAAAAGGCAAGGAAUAAUAUUCACAAGGAAUAUUUGUUACGUGUAUGGCUUUUGCAGAGGUUCAGUAACUGUGGGGCCACUAAUUGUAAGCACUCACCCACAACACAAACACUGUUAUUAUUAUAUGACAAGACAAAGGAAGAUGAAACAAGCCACAGCAUAAAAGGGGAAUUACUGCUUUCCCAGUUUUAGAAAGUCUUAAGAGUUUUGUGCUGCUGAUUUCUUGGACUUUUUUCUAUUUGUUACCAUCUCUUGGGCAGGGCUUAGGCAAAAUAAUUUUUGCAGGACAUAGAAAAAAAAGUGAAUAAUUGUUUGAGGGGUGCAGGUUGGGUAGGAAGGGAAUGCCAUAAGAUUCCAAGAGGUUUUUGGAGGAGACAAAAUUGGCUUGCUUAUGCAACUACCAGAUCCUUCUCUUGUCAUAUAAUCCCACUGACAUGGCCCCUUCUACGUGCAUGACGUGUUCUUAGGCUUACAAGCACGCUAAAUUUACUAUGAAUAAGGAGAUAAGAAUACUUUAAACUGACCCCAAUAUCCUUAACUAAAAGAUUAGCCAAACUUACUAUUUAUAGUAGUUUAAAAGCCACUUUCUGGAAAUAUUUUUAUGUCCUGUUUUCUACUAUAGAAAUUUGUUAUAAUAUGAAGCAUGUUAGCCUUAGGGGUGUUUUAAGGCAUGGAGAACAUUCUAUAUAACCCUCUUUCUUUAUGUCUUCCUGAAGAAGGCCUACAUACCUGGGGAGAAAUUUAGGAAUUAUAUUUCAUUGUCCCAUUUCAGGUAGAACUUUGCACAGGGACAGCCUGCUGCAAAGAACAUCUUGUCAGGGAUUGGCAAAUAUAAACUGAAAGUACCUCGAGACAGUAUCCUGAUUGUAUGUCUACAGUAGUGAGAGUCCAUUGGCAAAAGGACACAACAAGCAAUUAAUUUGUAGCAUUCACUAAAAAAAUAGAGGAAUAAUGUAUGAAGUUGGGAGGGGUUUAACAUCAGCAACUUACAUUUUUAUGAAGUUUCCUUUAGGGAGAUUGAUUUGUGUGAAUGAUACUUAGAAAAACACUUUAAAUCCUAAAUAACUUGAUGUGAACUAAAUGUGUUCCGAGGACUAGCUCUGUAAUGUAAAGACAUUGGGGGUUUAUGCCAAGUGAUAGCAGGAUGUUACCAGUAUGUCAAGACAAGCUCUUAUAAAGAAAGUAGAGAACUUAUCUUGAGUAUUCAUCUAGGGAACAUGAAGCUCCUGACAAAUCUGCUGCAGCAUCAAACUCUUCCCAUUUCCCUGCUUUGCUAUAAGCAGGGCAAAAUUGCAUCUGCUUGUUUGGUGGGAGUGGCAGGUACGUAUCUUGCAAACUCCAUUAUUUAUGGGCAGCCCGAGUGACCCAGCCUGCUGCUCACAGCAAUGGAUGAGCAUCCUGACUCCUGGCUUCUGACCACAGCUCUCCCAUAGCUCCCUGAUUUUGGGCAAGUCACAAGAUCCUUCUGGACCUCAGUUUCCCCAACUGCAAAAAGGGGGUAAUAAUACUCUAGCAUACCUACCUCACAGGAGAGUUGUGAGGUUUACUUAAUAUCUCUUAAGUGUUUUGGCAUCACUGGAUGAAAAGUGCUAUGUAAUGCUAAAAUAGAAUUAACUAAAUUAAUCGCUUGGAAACUACUUUUGCCCAGUUAGCAACUCCAACUAAAAUAGCUGAAAAUAAUAUUAUUGAAAGUAACACUAAUAAACAGUUCAGUUGCCUCAGUGAAGAUAUGCAGUUUUAGCAUUUUCAAAUGUAAACACAUUCUUUUGCACAGAUUCACAAAUUAACUUAGAGACAAAUUCUCUCAACAAAGAUAUUAAUCUGUCUAUACAAAUAAGAAAAUACACAAGCAAAUCUAGGGGUGGAUUUUCUAAGCUUGACCUCUAGGAUUAAUCUCAAUAGUUUGUUUCAAGCAUGAGUAAUUUUGAAAGAGCAGCAUUUUAAGCCAGAUCUAUUUUUUCCUCUUGAGCACUCAAUAGUACAGGAACAAAAAAAAUCACCUAGAUGGUUCACAUCUAGCUAAACAACAUCUAGAAAAACCCCCUUAGAUGAAGAUAGGGGAAAACGUUAUUUUAUUUUCUCCUGAAACUAUGAUGUUGCUAUCAAACGUUUUGUUCAGUACUGAAAUUAUGUUAUGAUAACCACUAAAACCAGUAAAAUAGCACAACUCCUGAUAUAGCUGUAUCACUAGAUCACACACCAGCAGGUUCUGACAAAAAGCUGACUAAAAGACACCAUUAUAGGCAUUGGUAUUUUCAUGACAGUGCCCUAUUAAGAAUUGUUUAUCCAUAUUCAACACUGCAAGGCAAUGCCUUUAGCUUAUGGAUUUUUAGAUUGUACUAAAAAUACAUGUGAUCUACUUUAACACAACGCCUAUAGGUGUAGCAUAAUUCUUGAGAGCAUACUUAUGAGAGUUCAGUAUUUAUAUUAUUGAUGUGUUCCUAGGCAGAAGACAUAUAAAGUAUUUCAGUGAUACUUAGCAUAUCUGUAACAAGGGGAGAGCAGAUUUCCCCCUGCCCUGGCGCUGGGGGAAAGCAGAUGAAGAGCACAAGGUGUGGCAAAGCACGGAGUGACACUGCCGUGGUUUUAGGCGUAAGGCGAGGCACAGAUCCGGCGGUGCGGUGGCAGCGGGCACCGCUCCCUGCGCGGGCUGGACCCGGCUCCCUGCAGCCGGCCCGGGCAGGGCAGGAGGGCCGAGCUCGGACUCCUCGUCCCCCCCUGCAUGGCCUGGCUGCUGGCAUCGCAGCUCGGGGCCCGAGCAUUCGCUCCACACUGAGCCUGUGCAGUGCGAGUGGCUGGAAAAACACAUCCACAUAAUUGUGUCUAACAGCUUAUGAACAUUGGGUUUUAUUUAGUGGCACAGAAGGGACAUUUCUGAAUUUUCAUUUCAAAGGAAAGAAAGGAUGAUUGAUUACGAAAUAUAGAUUACUUCUACUCCCUCCCUCCCCACACAAAGGGAAUUCACCCAUAGGUGUAACCAGCUCCUUCCAAAUCAGAAAAAAAAAAAAAAAGGUAAAGGCGCAGAUUUUUGAUGGGGAAAAUGAGGAAUUGAUUUAUCUUUAAAAUUUUAGUGACUGCUUUCUGAUGUUCUCUAACUAGCUCUACAUUGAGAGCAUCAGCUAGCAAUUGUUGAAGGCAUUAGUAGACAGUAUUGGCAGGAGUGAAGAGAGCAUCAAUAAAAAGAGUUUUAAAUCAAUACAGGCCUCCCUAAACUGAAUAUUCUUUAGAGGUGUACCUGAGAGCAGUUUGGCUCUGUGCAUUUAUUUGGCAAACUGGAUUUUCAACCUCAGAUGCUUGCUGUUGACAGCCCACCAAUAUAUUGUCCUUUUUUUUUUAAUUUUCACCUUUUUUGAGGUUUUUUUUUUAACUUCUAUUUAUUUAUUUAAAACCAGCAACAAAAACCAAUCAAACAAAUAAACACCCUACAAUUUGUUUCAUGAGUUGGUCAUAACAUUUCAUAUCGAAUUUGGCAUUGGCACACCUCUGGAAAAAUGUUUGAGGAAUUUGAAAUGUGUGUCAUAGGUUUUUAGCUGCUUUAACCUAAUGAGGCUACAAUGAAGUUAUUACAAAUACUUCAUUAAAGGUGAUGAAGAAAUAUCCUAGUAGUUUAAAGGAUGGUCCACAUUUUAGCCAGUUCCUACUGCUGCUACAACAGAUGUAAAAUGAUGCCACACAAGCAAAGUUUGAGGCAUUUUUGUCUCAAAGUUGCUAUUUAAUUUCAGAUAAAUACACAAGAGUAUAUAUUCUUUCUGGAAAUAGGUGUAUUUUGAAGUUCCCCAUUAUAUGGGACUUAGUUUUUAAACUAAAAAUGUGAAGUUACAUAUGUCUGAAAGAAGCCUUAUACCUAGAAGUAUUAUCUACAUUUUACCUUUUUAUAUAACAUGAAAUUUAGAUUAUACAUGGAUUGUAUACCUGUGACACUCUAGCAUUUUUUAAAAAACCCAAAACCUACUUAAAACAUUAAAAGUAUAGAGCUUUUGGAAAUGUCAGACUCCAUAGACUAGGGGUCUUUGUCCUGCAGUCACAUAGAAGAUUUUUUUUGUCCUAUUCUGGAUCCUAAGAGUUGUCCACUGAACAGUAAGCAAUAAAUCAUCAACAUGUGUUUUUCAAGUUAAGUAGAUAGACAUAUAUUUUCCACUUGCCUUUGCCAACAUAUUUUAAAAUGUGAUUGAACUAUCCCCAUAGAAAAAUCAUUCUUUCAGAUAUCACUCCACUCCCAAGUGGGCUUCCACCCAUAUCUCUUUCUUAUCUGCAAAACCAGUGCUGUCCAUUGAGGUUGCUAUAUCGCUCAAGUGCUCAGAGGUCUGUUUGAGAUCUUAGAUAUAGGGAUGAUGGAUUGUGUUUCUAGGAUGAAUUUCAAAGGGACAAUCGUGUGCAGUUACUAGCUAGAAAUGAUUGAUAUAAAUGUUUACCCCUGUAUGAAGUAUUUUACAGUUUUACUUGCAGAUGUGUAUUUAUCUUGAGUUAUACUUGACAUAGAGUUUCUUUCAAUUUUUUUUAAUACUAUGUGUGUAUUUUGGAAACCUUUUUAGAUGUUAAAAUUUUUGAAUGGUUACAAAUAUUUCUUAUAAUACUGAAUUGUUAUCUGGAAACUCUUUGCAGUAACUUUUUUGUAUAUAUUUGAGGGCCUUUUUAAAAAAGUAUUGUUUGUUUUUUGGGCAAAGUUUUUACAAUUGGGAAGCUUUCAGAAGGGCCUUCCUCUCAACUAGGAUACUAACAGAGGUAAGAGUUUUCUUAAGUAUUUUGCAGUAUUUUGCAGAACUAAGGAUGUAUCCUCAAGAAAAUAUUUAUGGAAAUAAUUUAUUUUUUUUUUACAAUGCUUUUGUCUGUAUAAAGUAUGCAACAGAACUACAUUAAGAAGGAAAUAUUGUCUACAUAAAAUAUUAUAUGAAAGUUGGUACAUAAUUCUGACAAAAAACCUUGCAAUUCUUUAAGCCAUAUUGUUUUUGUUAUCCUUGGAUGAAAAUAUCAGUAUUAAGUAACCAGUGUAUUAUUCAAGUGCUUAGACUUAUAUGAAAAUGCUUAUACGGUUUAUUUAUGUGUAUUUGGGGAACGAGUGCUAGAAAAGCUAUCACUAGACAUGUAGCAAGUGAGGAGCAAAUAUCAGUAUACUGUCACUUUAUGGCCUUGUGAGAGACACACCGGUGUUGAAAGCACCAUGGAGACUCAGCUUUCAGAAACUCCGAAGCACAAGAGGUGGGUUUCAAAUGGUGGCUCUUUCCUUCCCCAUAACUAGAGGGGAAGAAAGUUGGUUGGGACACUGUUUAACUUGACUUUCACAACUCUUUGCAGACUGUGAGCUCAGCUAUGCAGUAUCAUCUACAGCAAUAAUAUCAAUCAAAGGAUGUAAGAGAAAAGGAUUGAAGUAGAUUAUUGUAGGGGUUUACAUUUAUUUUAAUUAGAACUCAUAGCAAUAUAGAAUAUGCAUGUGCACGUAUUCGAAGCAUUUUACACUUUACAUUUCAUGUAGUUUGAUUAUAUUAUGAAGGAUUGAGUUUUUAGUUUGAUAUUUUACAAUGCUAAAAUGGGAGGUCUGCCCAGCCCUAUACUGGAUUCUUGUUUCCUUUAAAAGGUUAUUUAGUACAGCACUCACUGCAUUGUGUAAUAGUGCUAAAACUAACACUAUUUUAUUAAUUUCUUCAGCUUUAAAAAAAAUUAACCUAAUGAUUAUUUGUUUAACUGUACCCACUGACCUUGUCAGAUUCAGUUGGCAAAUUGUGUAAUUUCUUUUUCUGUAACUGUUAAUAAACUUGUACAGCUAAAACAAACAAAACCUAUGGACAAAGGCCUCAGAGGUACCAGUUCUGUUUCAGCAAUCAAGAUGACAGCUUGAUCAUCUGGUGACUGUGUUGCUACCAAGACUGUAAAACCUCUGUUGUGGAUUGUCCAUAAAAUGGCAUUCCGACAUGUGCCUUAUUUGCUGGAUAGUAUACAGCUUUCCUCUAGUAUUCUAGCAUUUUAAUGCUGUAUUAAAGUAUUGCAAAAAAACCA
Molecule: messenger RNA, 7391 nt
Organism: Camarhynchus parvulus
Lineage: Eukaryota; Metazoa; Chordata; Aves; Passeriformes; Thraupidae
Gene: ZCCHC24
Product: zinc finger CCHC-type containing 24
Exons: 4
Coding region: 339-1058 (239 amino acids)
Molecular function (GO): nucleic acid binding; zinc ion binding
Source: RefSeq, a predicted model, not a curated record